AUGGUCUUAAAAUGGUUGAGCCAAUGGAAGAAGGGGAACCAUAUUCCUACCAUCAGGAUGAAGAAAGUAUUAAAGAAAUUCCUAUUACCCACCACGUAAAAGAAGGUUGUGAAAAGGCAGAUCCUGCUCAAUUUGAGUUGCUCAAGGUUCUUGGCCAGGGAUCAUUUGGAAAGGUUUUUCUUGUAAGGAAGAUCAUUGGUCCGGAUGCUGGGCAGCUUUAUGCAAUGAAAGUAUUGAAAAAAGCAUCUUUAAAAGUUCGAGAUAGAGUUCGUACAAAGAUGGAGAGGGAUAUAUUAGUAGAAGUAAAUCAUCCAUUUAUUGUCAAAUUGCACUACGCCUUUCAGACUGAAGGCAAGCUGUAUUUAAUAUUGGAUUUUCUCAGGGGAGGAGAUGUAUUUACAAGAUUAUCCAAAGAGGUUAUGUUUACAGAGGAAGAUGUGAAAUUCUACCUCGCAGAACUUGCCCUUGCUUUGGAUCAUCUGCACAGUCUGGGGAUCGUGUACCGGGACCUGAAGCCAGAAAACAUUUUGCUUGAUGAAGCAGGACAUAUCAAGUUAACAGAUUUUGGACUCAGCAAAGAAUCUGUAGACCAAGAAAAGAAGGCCUACUCAUUUUGUGGUACAGUAGAAUACAUGGCUCCUGAAGUAGUGAACAGGCGAGGCCAUACACAGAGCGCUGAUUGGUGGUCAUUUGGCGUGUUAAUGUUUGAAAUGCUCACUGGUACUCUGCCUUUUCAAGGUAAAGACAGAAAUGAGACCAUGAAUAUGAUAUUGAAAGCAAAACUUGGAAUGCCUCAGUUUCUUAGCCCUGAAGCACAAAGUCUUCUAAGGAUGUUGUUCAAAAGAAAUCCUUCAAAUAGAUUAGGAGCUGGUUCAGAUGGAGUUGAAGAAAUCAAAAGACAUCUUUUCUUUUCAACUGUUGACUGGAAUAAAUUAUAUAGAAGAGAAAUUCAACCCCCAUUCAAACCUGCAUCUGGAAAACCAGAAGAUACUUUUUGUUUUGAUCCUGAAUUUACUGCAAAAACACCCAAAGAUUCUCCUGGAGUUCCACCCAGUGCUAAUGCACAUCAGCUCUUCAAAGGAUUUAGCUUUGUUGCAACUACUGCCAUAGAAGAUCAGAAAAUUUCUCCUCUCACAAAUAUAUUGCCAAUAGUACAGCAAUUACAUGGAAACAGUGCACAGUUUAAUGAUGUGUAUGAACCAAAGGAGGAUAUUGGUGUCGGCUCCUAUUCUGUUUGCAAGCGAUGCAUACACACAACUACCAACAUGGAAUUUGCAGUGAAGAUCAUUGACAAAAGUAAGAGAGACCCCUCGGAAGAAAUUGAAAUUUUGAUGCGUUAUGGACAGCACCCCAACAUUAUCACUUUAAAGGAUGUCUAUGAUGAUGGUAGAUAUGUUUACCUUGUUACUGAAUUGAUGAAGGGAGGAGAACUACUUGAUCGUAUUCUCAGACAAAAAUAUUUUUCAGAACGGGAGGCUAGUGAUGUGCUAUAUAUAAUAACUAAAACAGUUGACUACCUUCACUGUCAAGGAGUGGUUCAUCGAGACCUUAAGCCUAGUAAUAUUUUAUAUAUGGACGAUUCAACUAACGCUGAUUCUAUUAGGAUCUGUGAUUUUGGGUUUGCUAAACAACUUCGAGGAGAAAAUGGACUUCUCUUAACUCCAUGCUAUACUGCCAACUUUGUAGCACCUGAGGUUCUCAUGAGGCAAGGUUAUGAUGCUGCCUGUGAUAUUUGGAGUUUGGGUGUCCUGUUUUACACAAUGCUGGCUGGCUAUACUCCUUUUGCUAAUGGUCCCAAUGAUACUCCUGAAGAAAUCCUGUUACGGAUAGGUAGUGGAAAAUUCUCCCUAAGUGGUGGCAACUGGGACACUGUUUCAGAUGCAGCAAAGGAUUUGCUAUCCCAUAUGCUUCACGUAGACCCACAUCAACGGUAUACUGCUGAACAAGUAUUAAAACACUCAUGGAUAGCCUGUAGGGACCAGCUACCCCAUUAUCAGCUCAACAGGCAAGAUGCACCACAUCUAGUAAAGGGAGCAAUGGCUGCUACAUACUCUGCACUGAAUCACAAGACCUUUCAGCCAGUCUUAGAGCCUGUUGCUGCUUCGAGUUUAGCUCAACGGAGGAGCAUGAAAAAGCUAACAUCCACAGACUUGUAAGAUUGCCAAACUGGAGGAAGGGAAAAUUGGAGGAAUGGCUCCCUCUUCUCUCUACCUAAUCGGUGAUCAAAAGCAUAUAUAUAUAGUUUUCUGCUACACUACUUGAAAAUUCUGUAUAAGUCCUUUUUUUAGAAAAAAAAUUUUUAAAAACCACCACAGGUCCACAAAAUUCAUACAAUGUUGUUUUGCAGCAGUGUCUGUGUGUUUAAGUUAAACACUAGGGUAUGUUGAGACCCUAAAGAAUUCCUGCAAACUGACUUCUUAGAAGUUUGUUCCAGCUGUGGAUGUGUUACUAGCGGUUUCUCUGGUUUCAUAAAGAAUGGUUUGGGGGCGAUCAUUUCCAUUGACCAGGUUGCACAUAAAGACAUAUGCCAAGCAGUAUCAGUAUUUUUUUUAACAUCAAGCUCUGCUAGAAAACCUUUUUUUGGUUUGUGUCAUUUUAAACAAAUAUAGAAACUUGUCAUUUUCCAUAAUCAGUGGAAAUCAGUAACUCACUGUAGCUGCCAAAGUGUAGACUUGGCAAUUUGGUGCCAGCACAAACUGCGUUAGGGCUAGCGUGAGAACUCCCAGUGUACCUGAUGCAAAGGCCUUGAGACAAGGAUUGGCUAAGACGAGACAUGCAGUUUAGAUCUGCAUGUUAUCCAGCCAAGUCAUUGAGUGACUUUAUCUAGAUAUAAGGAUGUCCAUCAGACUUCUGUAAAAUUUAAAUCUAAUAAAUAGGGAGCUUUCUAGGAAAACCAGAGACUCCCCCUACCCCGAGUCUGUCAUCAAUGGUGUAAUAUAUUAAAUAAGAUUCAACCUUUGAGAAUACGAAUCUCAUGUUGGCACUGACUUGGUUACAUGUCAUUCUUUUGGCUUAACCAAUCAGAUUCAAUCAUUACCUGCCCCCUUUAUACAUGAAUUACACUGCUGUUUUUCUGACUGCCCUGUGCAGUAUGCCAUGGUAAUCUCCCCUGAAAUGUAUGGUAAUCUAACUGACAUUUUAGUGUAGUACUUGUGCACUUAGCACAUGUGAUAUAGUGUGCAUUUCAGUAAACUUUAGAAAAUAUUAUGUAAUAGUUUAAAUUCAUUAGGGUGAAUAGCAUUUUAAAUAAGAAAUAACAUUAAUGGUCAACAUCUAAAUUUGAGCACAUUUUCAAAUCAGAUUUCAUCAAAAAGCCAAACUGGUCUGAGAUCAUUGAAUUUAUGAUUCAGAACCACUUCUAUAGUAGGUAUUGUUUUCGCUAAGCGAUGGAAAAAUAACUAAAUGAAACAUUUAAGGUGAUGCCGUUAUUACUAUUACUACUGGCAGAAGGAACUCAUGAAUGUAAACUGGAGGAUAUUCAGAUUUUGCUUUGUGAAUAUCUGUGAACUACUUGUGUGUGCUAGGAGUACUGUUUGCUGUGUGUGUUAAUUUUAUUCAGUUGAAAGCAGGAAAUUUAUUUCUGCACGCAGAAAUAUGCCAUUUAGGUUGGGAGAUAUGGAGGUUUGGUAUUUAAUAAAAGAAAACAUAUUCUUUUCAUUAUAUAAAUGAUAUAUACCCAGUGCACCAAGCUCUGUUUCUUGGGUGUGAUGUGUGAAAGUUUGUAUCUCUUAUUUUAAACUGUCUAUUUGAAAUACUUGAAAGACAUUAAAGAGCAUCUAAUGCCACAUGGAAUACAUCAUUUAGAAAUAGUUAUACUGGUGUCUUAUCUGGUGGCUUUUCCUGUCCCACUUUGGCUUUUUCUUCUCUCAUUUUGUUUUGUUACUAGAAGUGCUCACAUGUGACGACAGUCUGUUCAUAUCUUCCAACUUAUUACCCACCUUGUCAUCAUCUUAUUUGUCCUAUUAGGUCAUUGUCCUAUCAAAGUUGAUAACAAAAGUUCAAAAGUAUAGUUUUGGUGUUGGAUUUUUAGAACUUAUAAAGAUCUGUUUUCAUAUGUAUUUCUCUAAUAAUAAAAUUUGGGGAAGUAAAAUUGGGAAGGGAAAUGGAAAUAAUCCUAAAACUUACCAAUUUUCCAUAGGCGAUCUUUUGUUUAAAAAGGAAAAGGAAAAAAAGUGAUAUAAUGAAAUUUUAUUUCAUAUCUAGAAGGACCAUGUCAUACAAUCCUACUGUUUUUUAAGGUACACAAUCAGUAUUAGACAAAGGGAUUCCCCAUCUGAUAGGAUUCUUCCAGUGGACACUUUGUAAAGGGCACAAAGAUAACCUGAUGGAUGUGCCAUUUUCUGCUGGUUAGAUUACCAGAAGUUUCCUUGUAAAUUCAGACAUGCUAGCCUAGCAGUAUGAAGUCUGAACUAAGAUUUCACUUAAAACAGAACUCAUUUUGUAGAAGGAAAGCCAGGUAGGAAUAUCAUCUAUUCACUUCCACAAAUAUGAACUGAAAGAAGACAUUUGAGUGGCAAGGGUUAGACAGUACAUGGUUUUUUGGUUGAACUAAUCUUCACUUUCUACAAAAUUCACUGUGUUCCCCUUGUGAUCUCUUUUGUGAUAUCUUUGAUGUAUUCACUUUUUGUGGGAUUUUCCUUCAAGUUAACAAAAAUAAGAGUUCUUGGCAGUAUUUAAUGACAGCUUAGUUUUGCAUUACUGGAGUGGGGGAGGGGAUAUAUAGAGUAAACAUUUAAUUUAUCUUUCUCAAACUGAGAAGACCAGUUUUGCUCAAAACAGCUAUCUUUAAGUCCUAAAGCACAUCUUACCAUGAGAAAACUCAGGAAAACAUUUGCAAGUUAAGUUGUAUGUAAGUCUAGUGCUGAUGGUAGUCCUUUUGUGAGGGGGAGAAAUGGCAACUUCUGUCCUUUCGUGAAUAUUAAGCUUCAGCCUAUUUUGUUAGACCCAGGAAUGCUUAUACAUUGAAUUCCUAUACUUUAUUUUGGUUGGUAUCAAAACUGUGAAACAUUUUCCACAGUAAAAAUGUAGAUUUGAUAGCAGCUUUCUUCCAGUGAGCUCAUAGAGCUUUCACAUGUACAAGUAUUCCCAGCCUAAAAACAGGUUGUGUCCCAAAAGUUCAUUUGUAAGGUGGUUGAAGAUUCAGAUGCAUUUUCCAUCAAUACAGUGUUCCCUAGAUGGUGGUUGGAUACCCAGGCUAGCUCUCAAAAGUCUCUUUAACCUAGAAUGUAGGUGGACUACAGUACUAGUCUUGAAUUCUACGUUCUGGGAGUAGAGGCCAUGUGACAGAGUGAGAAGGCAAAAGAAAAGAGUCCUCCUCCUCCUCCCCUUCCUUGCCCCUCCCCUCGGUCUUUUUUUCUGGGCACAGGCCAAGUAAGCCCUGGGCAAAGAGUUUUGAAGUUGACCAAGAUUAUCUUUGUCAUCCACUUCCCUGUCUGUACUUAUCAACCACCUCUGCGUGCUGCUCUGCUGGUGUUCUCAUGUGGCCAAAAGUUGUCCCUAGGGAUACCCCUACCUCGGCUUACCUUACUCCCAAAAUGGGUUCCAUGAUGCAAAAUUUUCUACCUCCCAUUCCCUCAGUCAAAAUUACCAUUCUCUCAGCGCAGCAAAUAUUGGCAUUCUUAUUGAACAAAUUCACAUUAAUGUAUGAGUGACUGACAGUCACAAAGGAAUUUGGAUUUUUAAAUGAUAAAGGCCUAUUAUUAGAUCACUUAAGUCUCAAGUGAAAAUGAGAACAAGGGGUUGCCCCACAGGGAAGACUCAGCCCUACCUGGGAGUGUGUCCCCUAGAGUCAGCUGCCCUAAGGUGCUUUUGUUUUGCUCAGCUUCAUCCCUUCUUCCACUUUGGAACCUAUGGAUUAUUUGAAAGCUUUUCUGUCAUUGGAGAAAUGUACGUUGAAGAUUGCUUGUGUUCUAAUUCCUUACAAUGCUUCCUGCAAGAUUGUCCUGAUUUUACAAACAGGCCUGAGAAGUUAUGACACAGUGGAUUGGCACUGGAGGCUUAAGUUUCCAGAAGUGUUUUUAAAACUUUUGUGUUUUAAGUGUGGGCUCUCAUCUUAUUAUUUUCUGGAGUGUAAUGCUGUCCACUAACCUAGUCUUUGGGACAUAGAGGUCCUGUUAUGAUAGUACUUUUUCCAGUGAGGUUGCAAGCAAUGCUAAACCUAGGUGGACCAACUACCAUUUAAAAAUACAUCCUAAAUUUCAGUUGAUUCAUGCAUUUGCGGAAUAACUAUAAAUAUAUAUAUAUAUUUAUGUUUAUAUAUAUAUAUUAUAUAUAUAAUUAAAUGUCACAUUUAAUUAUAUAUUAUACAUAUACAUAUGUGUGUAUGUGUCGUGGUACUUGCCAUACCAUACAGGAGAAUGUCAGCAACCCACAUCAUCCUUUUGAAGGUGCACUGCUUCUGGUUUUAGUGUUACUGUAUUUUAUCACGGUGCAUUGUGUAAUUAAAAACUAAAGUGACGAUGCUCAGCAACAUCCUGUGACUUUGAUCACCAGAAUCCCAUUGGGUUAUGAAUUCCCAUGGAUGUUAAAGAAGUAGUGCUUCCCAAAUGGAGACAUGGACACUUCUAUGGGAUUCCCUAGAGUUGGAACAAAAUACAAUUAAAGACAAAAACAAAACCCUCUAAAAGUUAAGUUUGCUUACGUCAUAUAUGCAAGAUGUCACCUCCUAGUUUACUGGAGAGCAAGCAGUUUUUUAGCCAAACACUUAUAAAUAUUUAUGUAAUGCCCUAUUUGGAAUUAUGCACUAAGCUCACCAAUCCCAAGAGACAGACACAUAUGCAAACAAAGACACACACAAGGCUUAUUUUGGUGACUAGAGUUCUUUCCUUCUAGUUGUCUAAUUACAUGAACUAAUUCACUAUUCAAAGACAUUUAUUAAGUAGCUAAUUGUGUGAUGCCAUGCUAAUAGGCAUUGUACUACCUGCUAAUGUGUAUUAACAUCUUAAAAUCAAGUAUUUGUCAUAUACUAUGGCCUUUUAGAUGUAAUUGCCUCUCUUUACCCUCUAUGUUAGUAUUAUUUAGAUUGUGUUCUGAAUAUUUGAAUCUCUUUUCUCAAGUCACCCUUCCAAAGUUACUGUGUGCUUUAAAAAAAAAAAGUUGAACAAAAGUGUAAGUUUCAUGCGUUGUGUGACAUCUAAUUGUUUUUAAACCUCAGGAAUUCACCUAAGUUCGGCAAGUCUUUAUUAAGCACUUAAAAUUGAUGAAAACACUUCUCCACAGAAACAAGUUUUAAGGGUGUCACAUGCAUUAUCUUUACCCUUCAAUUAAAUGUUUUCAUGCUGACCUUUCCAAAACGACAAUGACUUUUCAGCUAAAUCCCCUAGAGCAGGGCUGUCCAACCUUAGGUUUUUAUCGAAACAAUAGACAAUAUAUUUUGAUUUGCCAUUUUACAG
Molecule: messenger RNA, 7391 nt
Organism: Trichosurus vulpecula (common brushtail)
Lineage: Eukaryota; Metazoa; Chordata; Mammalia; Diprotodontia; Phalangeridae
Gene: RPS6KA6
Product: ribosomal protein S6 kinase A6
Exons: 21
Coding region: 12-2156 (714 amino acids)
Biological process (GO): protein phosphorylation
Molecular function (GO): ribosomal protein S6 kinase activity; ATP binding; magnesium ion binding
Source: RefSeq, a predicted model, not a curated record